UUACUGGUAAUUGCCAAUUUGGAACUUGUCGUGAAAUUACAAAUUGCUGUAAUUUACAAUCCUGUCAAAAACAGAUUAGGUUCAAGUCAUAUAAUAGCUUUGAUCCGUGGCUUAAAGCUAAAACUUGACUUAAUCUAA
Dentiscutata erythropus is the source of this 138-nucleotide messenger RNA. The record is from the annotation of a GenBank genome assembly. NCBI's taxonomy places the organism in Eukaryota, Fungi, Glomeromycota, Glomeromycetes, Diversisporales, Gigasporaceae.